GUUUUCCCUUCUGUUACUGGAUUUGGAGGAGUAUUACUUUGAGCAGCACACGGCGUACCAUGUUACUAACAGUUCAAAAAAGGACAAAAAAGUCCGAGGAUCGUUCAAGGUUUGCUCCAGAUCCAUCAUAUUUGAUCCAGAAGAUUAUGUGGAACCAAUCAUAAAGAUUCCUUUGCGAGACUGUAUGAAGAUUGAGUUUGUGGAGAAGGAAACCAACCCUUUUAAUGAGCCUCGACCAGCAGCUGUGUGCGUUUCUUGUGAGCAGGUCAUUUUCAUCAAGGAAGUUAAUGUCAUUGAAGCUUACAGAAAUGAACGGGGGUCAAAGAAAAUGACCUUUCAGUUGGAAGUCUGGAGCAAAACGGAGGAUGUUGUUCAGACUUUACUGCAGCUGCACAGGGCUUCUUGUUUGGAAAAACUUGGAGAUCAGACUGCAAUGAUUGCUGCUAAUCUGCAGUCACGUCUGGCAAGAUCCUCAUUUGACAAGAACUGCUUUCAGAGUGUUGCAGAGAAGCCUCACAUGGAGUGCACGGUGGAGAUGGUCACGCCUCUGGUGUCCAAUCCCGGCCACGUCUGCAUCACCGACGAAAGCCUCUACUUCCAGCCUCUCAAUGGAUAUCCGGAGCAGGUGAUUCAGAUCAGACUGCAGCGAGUACGGAGAAUCUACAAAAGACGGCACGGACUCAAACCAUUGGGUUUGGAGGUUUUCUGCACAGAGAACGACCUCUGCUCAGACAUCUAUCUGAAGUUCUACAACACAGCAGACAGAGAUGAAAUCUACUACUACAUGGCUACCUUCCUGGAGAACCACAUCACAGAACACACUGCAGAGAGCUACAUGCUGCAGUGGCAGCGCGGUCACCUCAGUAACUACCAGUACCUCCUCCACCUCAACAACCUGGCUGAUCGCAGCUGCAACGACCUCUCCCAGUACCCCGUCUUCCCCUGGGUGAUCGCCGACUACUGCAGCUCACAGUUAGACUUGACAAACGCCGCCACAUUCAGGGACCUGAGCAAACCAGUGGGCGCCCUGAACAAAGAGCGACUGGACCGACUGCUGUGACUUCCUAGAAAAGCACAAGGCGGCGCUGGAGAGUCCGUUUGUGUCGGAGCACCUCCAUGAAUGGAUCGACCUGGUGUUUGGCUUCAAACAGCGAGGCAGUGAAGCUGAGGCUGCUCAUAACGUGUUUCACCCACUCACAUAUGAAGGAGGCAUCGACUGCGACAGCAUCGAGGACACGGAUCAGAGGAUCGCCAUGCUGACACAGAUCCUGGAGUUUGGACAGACGCCCAAGCAGCUGUUCAACACUCCGCACCCUCAGAGGAUCACGGCUAAGUUUCAGGGCGUCAGGCGGAGCUCCAGCAUCACCUCGCCCGUCAGUGAGCUGUCGCCAGCCUCUCCAAGUGAAGACUCUUCCUUUGAAGACCUGACGGAUGAAAGCAGGAAGUUGGCCUGGACAAACAUGGGAAGUUUGAAGCUGCACUCCAGCUGCAAGAUCCAUAAGGAAGCUGUGACGGGCAUCGCUGUGACUCGAGAUGGAACGUCUAUCUUCUCCACAUCCCAAGACUCGACUCUUAAAAUGUUCUCCAAAGAGCUGAAGGACUUCCAGAGGAGCAUUUCCUUCUCCAACAUGGCAUUAUCGUCCUGUUUGAUGUUGGCAGAUGGUAAAACUGUGGUGUGUUCUUCGUGGGAUAACAACAUCUAUUUCUACUCCAUCCCGUACGGGCGGCGGCAGGACACGCUGAUGGGUCACGACGACGCCGUCAGUGAGAUGUGCUGGUUUGAGAACAGACUCUACACGGCAUCCUGGGACUCGACGGUGAAGGUCUGGCAGCUCGAUUCCAACGACUCGAGUGUGAAGAGAUCCCGCUUUGACUUGCUGGCUGAGUUGGAGCACGAUGCUGGGGUAAACACCGUGGGUCUGAAUCCAGUUGGAACUCUGCUGGGGUCUGGGUGUAAAGAUGGGACGCUCACCAUCUGGGACACCAGCAGCUUUGGGAUUUUCCAGCAAGUUCAGUGUCACACUGGAAACAUCCACCACUUGGCCUUCAGCCCUGACAGCAGACACAUCCUCAGUGUGGGCUCCGACUCCUGCAUGAAGGUGACAGAUGUGCAGACGGGUAUGGUCAUCUCCUCCGUGAAGGCAGAGGAGGAGCAGAGGUGUUUCUGCUGGGACGGGAGCUCAGUGCUGUGUGGGGGUCAGUCCGGUGACCUCAUUCUGUGGGACCUGCUGAGCAACACUGUGAGCACAAAGAUCCCCGCUCACUCAGGUGCCAUCAGAGCCAUGUGGAUGAACGAGCUGUGCAACACCGUGAUCACAGGAGGAGAGGACAGACGGAUCCUCUUCUGGAAACUCCACAGCUGAAAACUAACGUCGCCUUUACCGAGCUUCCAGCUGGAGAGGCAAUAGAGUGCAAUAGAUGUGACGACGCAGGCCACACAUCCAACCAUCCACGCAAGCAAGGGACUCUGCAGUGGAGACGCAGUGAAAAGUAGAAUUUGUUCAUGUUCAGUAGAAAACGGCCUCUAGACUGUUUUCUCUGGUAUUUAACGUCGUAGAAUCGUCUGCUUCUUAAGAAAAAGCGUCCAGUCGCAGCUUUUGUAUGAAUGCAGGAAGAUAUUUGUGCGCUCGCCUUUAUUUUUGACUC
This is a messenger RNA of Oryzias melastigma (Indian medaka), 2646 nucleotides long. RefSeq names its product neutral sphingomyelinase (N-SMase) activation associated factor (gene nsmaf). The record is from RefSeq and is a predicted model, not a curated record. Lineage: Eukaryota; Metazoa; Chordata; Actinopteri; Beloniformes; Adrianichthyidae. Gene Ontology annotation, molecular function: protein binding.